This is a messenger RNA of Thlaspi arvense, 1211 nucleotides long. The record is from the annotation of a GenBank genome assembly. NCBI's taxonomy places the organism in Eukaryota, Viridiplantae, Streptophyta, Magnoliopsida, Brassicales, Brassicaceae.
GAUACGGCCUCGUAAAGUGUCCUGCUUCACCGAUGCAGAAGAAACCAAAGACGGCGAGAGGAAAACCGGCGAUCGAACGCCGGAGAAGGAAGCAAUGCUUGGGCUCUCUUACGGCGAGAUUUUAAUCAUCAUCGGCGCCACUGCUGCUGUUGUAGGGCCGAAGGAUCUUCCGAUUAUCGCUAGAACAGGAGGAAGAUUGUUCGGACGAGCUAUAGGCUACAUUCAAAUGGCUCGUGGUCACAUAGAUGGCGUCAUGAAGCAACCUCAAAUGCAAGAGAUUUCGAAAGAAGUUCAAGAUUUGAGAGCACAAGUGGAUGCUAUUAGCCAUGGAGCAAGUUUCUCUCUGUUCAAUUCAAGUCCUUUGACUCGAAGAGUGGAGAACCAUUCUCCAGAAUCUAAUCCAAGCACCAAUAAUGGGAAUGUUACAUCUGUCAACAAUGUUGAAGAAAGACAGAAGAAGAGUGCAGAUCAUUGGACAAAGGCUCAAGAAUUUAGUGGCUUGUCUUCGGUUAAUCUACACGCCCAAGCAACAACAUUUGAAAGAUUAUCUAAGACUGUUAGUGGCAAAACUCACACUCUAAGCAGCGAUUCAAGUCUCUCACAUGUUCUUCCAGUUUCAGCUAAAAUGGCAAAGUUGCUCCCUCAUCGCAAAGAGUGUGCAAGAGGAUCUGAUUUGAUGCUGGAGGCAGUUCUUGAAGCCGAAGUAGCACACAAAGCCAAGCUUUUUUUUGCACAAGCCGAAAAAGAAAACCCAUCUUUAAAAGGGAAGCUUAUGGGUGACGUUGACGAGAAAGGAGAAAGUUGAAAGUCUCAAGUUUUUGGGAUCACUAGAAAGCUCCAAAAUGCUGAUAUGUCUUCACCAGGAGAGACAUUUGUGUCUUUGUUGUAUUGAUUGAUCAUCAUAAGACACAGGACAUGGUCAUUGUACAUAACGUGAGUGAGGAUUGACAAUUCUAAAUUGUGGGCCUUGUUGUCUGUAUGGGCUUGUAUGCUAAAUGGGCCGAGAGCUUGACCUCUGUCUCCCGUUGCGGCCUCGAGUGGUUUGUUUGAGCUUGAAAUAAGUUCACUAAUUUUAUCUUAUACAUAAUCAAUCCUCUUGCCGCUGUGUAUGGGAUUCAAGAAUAUAGUUUUACUAAAAUUUUGUAUUUGUUAUGAAUUAUUAUGUGAUGUCCAUUAUAAGCCCAUAAGGCAUACCUUCUAGAAAGUUCCAG